This is a messenger RNA of Thermochaetoides thermophila DSM 1495, 348 nucleotides long. RefSeq lists its product as uncharacterized. The record is from RefSeq and is a predicted model, not a curated record. Bases 1 to 348 code for a protein of 115 amino acids. The transcript is spliced from 3 exons. Lineage: Eukaryota; Fungi; Ascomycota; Sordariomycetes; Sordariales; Chaetomiaceae.
AUGCCACGCGGAGAAGCAAACCACAUUAAGGUGCACUACCGUGGCCACGGAGACGAAGACUUCCUUGUGUUCGUUGACAACGUCGAGGAUUAUCACAAAUGGCUCCAUGACCGUUCGGUUCCCUUGUCGCAUGUGGUCUCGUCCUUCAAGGUGUUUACGACACAUAAGCACAGCGCCCAGGGACUGCUCGAGGGUGCUUCGAAAGCGAUGCUCGAGAACGAGUUUGGAACCGCCAGAGAGGAUGAUGCAGUCCAGAAGAUCCUGGAGAGGGGCACCAUUCAAGAGUUUGGGAUGGCAGAGCGCCAGGGGCGCAAAAACGACUCGAAUGGCCCUUAUAUCUCUCGUUAG